AUGACUAAGAUCGCCCCCGACGGCAGGCUGGAGCCCGAGGACGGCGGCGGCCUCCUAUCCGCGGUCGGCGUCCCAAACGUUCUCGAGAAAAUCGGCCUGAGCGAUGCGCCCGCGCGGUACCAGGACGCCAGCGUCGCGAAGAAGGAGGUGCUCAGGUCGGCGCGCGACCUCCCGAGGAACAUGACCUCCCGGAUCUCCCGCCUCGACCGCCUCGGGUACAAGCUCGAGAAUCGCAUCGCCGCCAAUCCCAACUAUCCGUUCAAGCUCGUCGUCAUCUUCACCUCCGUCGUGCUCGUCCUCGUGGGGUUGCUCUACCACUACCUCGCGGCGAGGCCCGCGGUGGCGCAGUUCGACGUCUUCGGCUCCAACUCCUGGGCGGACGGCAUCUACCUCGCGCUUUCGCUGGUCAUCGCGGCCGGCGUGGACGACUCCGUCCCCGAUAAGAUGGGACUGCGGUUCGUGUACGUGUCGCUGAUCAUCUUCGGCCUCGUCAUAUUCGCCGUUGUGGUGGGUUUCAUCACGAAACAGAUCGACGAUUUCUUGGUCACCAUCGCCGAGGGACACACGAAGGUGGCGGAGGAUAAGCACACGCUGAUACUCGGGUGGAACGAGGCGACGCUGCGGGUAGUCGUGCAGAUCUGUUUCCUGCGGCGGCAGUACCAGCAGACGAACGAGCGCCGAUUCCUUAACAUGUUCCCGUUCGCAUGGAUCAAACGCUUCACGUUUCUGCUGGAGACGCCGUCCACGUCCCUCGCCGUCUCCAACGUGGUGCUCAUGACGAAUCAGCUGUCCAAAGCGGAGAUGCACGAGCAGCUCGAGCAGAUCCUCGCGGAGAGGGGGAUUGACCCCAAACGCACGAGGAUCGGCCGGGAUAUCAUCUGCCGCGUCGGCGACCCGACCAACGUCAACGACCUCAUUCGCGUCGGCGCGCACAAGGCUUCCGCGAUUCUCAUCAUGAUGUCGAAGAUGGACCAGGUGGAGGAGGAAGAAAGCGACGGGACGAUUCACAACGGCGCGACGCUUCGUGUCCUCCUGGCGUUGCGCCACGUGCUCUUCACCAACUCGUACACACACGCGAAGGGCACAGGCUUGAACCCGGAUUUGAGAGUCGUGGUGCAGAUGUCCAACCCCAGCGAAUACGUCGACGCCGCGUGCUUCGCGCACGAUAACGGCAACCCCGCGGUGAUACCCGUGGACCUCACCAAGUUCUCCAACGCCCUCAUGUUCAACUGCGCGGCGCAGCCCGGUUUGAGCGCCAUCCUGCUCGACCUACUGGACUUCGAGGGCCCCGCGAUUCGGAGGCGAAUCGCCAAAAAUUUGCGAAGCGGUCGGUUCAACGUCAAGGGCGACUGCGUGGGUAAGACCUACGGCGAGACGCUGAAGCAGUUCACCACCGCGGCGUUCAUCGGGAUCCUCCGGCCCGGUAUGUCCGAGAAGGAUAUGCGUUCCCAGGGCUUCGGACUGUGCCCGAGGAUGGACAUCGUGAUUGAGCCCGACGAUUUGCUCAUCUUCAUCGGCCCGCGGGUGAACCCGGUUCACCACUACAAAAAUUUGGGCGUCUUCGAGGAGUACGCCGGGGAGGCGCUGAAGAUGCAUAGCAUGCACCCCAAAAUCGAGGCCAAGCGCAUGGAGAACGGGCCGGUGAACAGCAAGAAGAAGAGGAACCUGCUCGUCUGCGGCUGGCGCUCCGUUUGGGAGCAAUACCCCCAACGCCUCCGAAGCAGGCUCAACGAGAUUGUCCGGCAGCGGCUGCCCGGCUCCAUCGUGAUCUUCGUCAACGCGGUGACCUGCGAAGACUUUGAGAAUUUGAUGGAGAAGAUCGAGCUCAAGCCCGUCGGUGAUAACCAGUACUGCGUGGACAACGUGAGCUCGUCGACGGAGGCACUCUGGUGGAAGGGAAUCGUCGUGAAGCACAUCCAGGGCGACGCGGCUCAACUGGAAACGCUGCGACCCGUCAUCACGGACAACACGGUCGACGCCGCGAUCGUGCUGGGUACUCAGGCCAACCACAACCUCGCGGGCAGACACAGGGACACGCGCGUGAUGAACAUCAUAUUGAUGCUCCGCAAACUUUGGAACGAAAAAGACGAAGGCGUUCCGAUGCACAUCGUGGGCGAGAACACCGAGGACAUGACCGCGAGAUUAGCGUUGGCGCCCCCGAGGCACGGCCAGAACAGGAUUCACAACGGCGAGAGGUUCAUAGAGUACGAGCCGGACUUUGUCAACCAGAUGGCCGUCAUAGCGCGGGCGCUGGUGCAGACCCUGGCGUAUCCCCUCAUCGAUAGCGCUCGAAGCGAACUGUUCGACGACGAUCCGGAUUCGACGCAACUGGUGACGGUGCACGCGAGCGAGUACGUCCCUCUGGACACGAAGUUGAGGUACGGCGUGGUACGGGCCGCAGUGUACAGGGCGAGAGGCGAGCACUCGAUCUGUCUCGGGGUGCUGUGGGCGGACGGCACCUCGGACCUUCUCAAGAAACACGACGAGCCGGUGAGUUUCGUCGAGGACGAUCGGCUCAUCGUGUUGAGGCGGUGGGCCAAGGGUUUCCACGGCGCCGACGGCGUGAUAGAGUUCCAGGACGAGCUCGCGGAUAAGAAGGAGGAACUCGCCGAGAUGGUCGGCGUCCAGAGCGCGCGCAAGGAGAGGAAGGACAAGAGCUCCAAGAAGGAGAAGAAGGAGAAGAAGGACAAAUCCGACAAGAAGAAAAAGUCAGAGCGGGAGAAGCUCGAGAAGAAGGACUCGGCGGAGAGAAUCGACGUCGUCCCGUCCACGGCGUUUGACGGGGACUCCUUUGACGGCGACCCCGGACAGUGA
This is a messenger RNA of Micromonas commoda, 2814 nucleotides long. RefSeq lists its product with no specific name. NCBI's taxonomy places the organism in Eukaryota, Viridiplantae, Chlorophyta, Mamiellophyceae, Mamiellales, Mamiellaceae. The record is from RefSeq and is a predicted model, not a curated record. The transcript has a single exon. Gene Ontology annotation, biological process: monoatomic ion transport. The coding region runs from base 1 to 2814 and encodes 937 amino acids.